Messenger RNA from Durio zibethinus, 1816 nucleotides. The record is from RefSeq and is a predicted model, not a curated record. Lineage: Eukaryota; Viridiplantae; Streptophyta; Magnoliopsida; Malvales; Malvaceae.
GUUAAUGGUUGAAGUCGAUGCAUGAAAAAUGUGGUGAUCCUUUUUUCUGGAUUUGGGGCUGGCUCUGAAUCUACUGUUUUUAAAACUCACCAAGAGGUAUCCAAAUCUUUUAAUCAUUUUGCAGGCUCUUCUGCUGAUCUUUCUACUCACAUGGAUAGUGUCUUUGGAACAGGAAAAGACUCGUUUCAGGGAAAAGCAGUAGAUAACACAACUUCAUCACACACUAUUAAUUGGUUUCAGGCUGAUCUAUGGGGUAAUUCCACCUCAGGGACUCUUCAUCAUGCUGAGGAAUAUGAUGCAAAUGUGGGUGGUAGGGAUGGUGAGAUGUUAUCAAAUCUAAAUAAUUCUUCCAUGAGUAUAAACAGAAUUCAAGAUGAUCAAUGGCCAACAAGUAGCAACAAAGAAGCUGGUAACAGAACCAAUGACGAAGAUGAUGAUUCAUUUUGGGCUUGGAAUGAUUUGAAAAGCUCAAACAUCCUAAAUUCUUCAAUAAGUUCUUGGAAAGAACCUACUAUCGAUACUAGUUCUACUGAAGAAAAGAGUAGUGACCCGUUUUCAGGAUGGAACACUGACUUUCAAUCUGCUAAUUCUAAAAGUAAUCACGAGGGAUCAAAAUCAUCUGAUCCUUUUGUCGGUUCCUCGUUUGAUCUUUCCUAUUACAUGGAUACAGUCUUUCCAUCUGGAAAAUAUUUAGUUGAUGGGAAAGCCAAAGAUGGAUCCAAUGCACCAAAUGUUAACAGUUGGUUUCAGGAUGAUCUAUGGAGUAAUUCUACCUCGAAGUUAACUUGUCAAGCUGAAAACUUUGAUGCAACUGUUGAUGUUAUGGAUUCUAGAACGGCUCAGACCAUGCAUAAUUCUCCCUCCAUGAAUAUUGAUUGGUUUCCAGAUGAUCAAUGGCUAACAGGCAACAACAAGGCAUCUGAUAGAAACACUGUUGAUGAAUCAGACAAUUCAUUUGGUGAUUGGAGUGAUUUUAAAAGCUCAACUACUACCCAAGACGCUUUUAGUAAUUCUUGGAAACAAGCUGCUAGACCUGAUUAUCAGACCAUUGAUGAUAAUGAUGACUUGUCUGCUGCCUGGAACAAUUUUACUAGCUCAACUAGUGCAAAAGAUUCUUCAAGUAUUUCUUUCAAAAAAACUGUCCAUCACGGGAAGCCUUCUAUUGAAACUUCAGAAAUAAACUUGUUCAGUAUGGAUGGAAAUUCUCAUAAUAAUAAUAAUAAUUUUAGUAGUUUAUCUCAAGCUGAUUUCUUUUCAGGGGCAUUCAGCAAUCAAUAUGGCUCUACUGAAAUAAAUAUUAUGCGGCCUGAAGCUCCUGUUUCAGACAGGAUGGCUGAUGCAAAUGUAGGAGGUAGUAAUAAUAAUGCUUUCAAAAGAUGGAGAUUUUUCCAGUGCAACAACAGGGUCAAAAACUGAUGAUAUAGAGAUAUUGAUGUCACAACUGCAUGAUCUAUCUUUUAUGCUGGAAAGCAAUCAUUCAAUACCUCCAAAAGUAGAUGCGCAUAAUUAACUAUCUAAAGAUUGGGAGCCAUAUUUUUCCUCUCUCAACUCUUUAUUGUUUUACCGGUUACUGACUGCUCUGUAUUAUAGUUUUGAUUGGUCCAUGUAUCUGUAUUCUUUACCGUAUUCAGUGGUGGUCUUAUGGCUUUGCUCUUUUAUUAUUAGCAGAAGAAUGUAUUAUGAAAUCUUUAACAAACGUCAUAGACACUUUUUUUUUUUUAUAUUGUUUUAAUUAUAAUACUAAAAACGUUGAUUGAGCUAAAUUGCAUUGUUAAUAAAGUAGAAAUAACAAUUCGUAUAUUCAAAUUUGUACUUA